GUACUAAAACCAGCUGUUUUCUUGAUAAAACGGUGUACAUUUCAUACAAAUCGGCAACGUGGGUUUUAGUGAGUAUACGGGAAACAAAGUUCUGUUCCUGAAUUUGUAUUCAAAACUCACUUUAUGGCUCUUAAACUGAAUCUAAUAGUGGCUGCCAGUGAAAACUGGGGAAUUGGCAAAAAUGGCACGCUUCCCUGGAAGCUUAAAAAGGAAAUGGCCUUCUUUCGGACAAUGACCUCAGCAACUGAAGACAAAAGCAAGAAAAACGUUGUAAUAAUGGGCAGGAGAACUUGGGAAAGUAUCCCAGCUCAAUUCAAACCGCUGCCUAAUAGAAUUAACUUCGUGCUGAGUCGAUCUGGCUUAAACUUGGAUCAGUACAGCAAUACUCAGAGUUUUACUAGCUUCCGAGAGGCUCUGGAUAAGCUGGAAGAGAGCGCCUUUAGGCAACUGUACGAAAACGUGUGGAUUAUUGGAGGAUCCAGCUUGUAUAACGAAACCUUCAGAUCGCCCCAUUUCCAUAGAUUGUAUUUGACAAAAAUUCACAAGGAGUUUGAUUGCGACACUUUCCUACCUGCAUUACCUGGCAAUCUGAAGGAGAUUAGUGAUCCAGCAGUGACUGAAGAUAUUCAAGAAGAGAAUGACAUUGAAUACACAUUCCAAGUGUUUGAAGUAACUAAUUAAGCAAUAAAUCGACGACUUCUAACCAAAAUUAAAACAAUAUAUUGAUAUGUCGAUUGUAAAUAAUUAAAAUAUAUAAUUACAUUGACUAACAUAAAUUAGUUGUAUCACACAAAUAAGACCGCGCUUUAUCGUUCACUAAUUUAUCACGUAGUUUUAUUGGGACUUUUGCAUUAUUACCGUCGAAUCUUCAAAAUACAACACCAUUUUAAACUAUAUUUGUAUCAAAGUGUUUUUAAGUGAUUACAGUUUAAAUAGAAUUAGAAUUUCUUCUUUGGCUACUUAAUUAAAAAUAAAGGAUUUUUUAAAUGAAACGUUAA
Dendroctonus ponderosae (mountain pine beetle) is the source of this 998-nucleotide messenger RNA. Its product is annotated as dihydrofolate reductase. Gene Ontology annotation, molecular function: NADP binding; dihydrofolate reductase activity. The record is from RefSeq and is a predicted model, not a curated record. Gene Ontology annotation, cellular component: mitochondrion. The transcript has 4 exons. Gene Ontology annotation, biological process: tetrahydrofolate biosynthetic process; glycine biosynthetic process; folic acid metabolic process. The coding region runs from base 124 to 681 and encodes 185 amino acids. Lineage: Eukaryota; Metazoa; Arthropoda; Insecta; Coleoptera; Curculionidae.